AUGGACAGUGAAGCAAGUGACAUUGAGGCAGAGUUAUCCGACAGCGUCUCAGCUGGUGGGGAAGAAUACAUUGACGAUGAUGAUUAUACGGAAGAUAUUGACGAUCAGAUAGUCACAGCCAAAUCAUCUAGAAGAACAGCACGUAGGAGUGUACCUAAGGGUGUAAGAACCUCAAAACGCAUUAGAGAUAAAGAACUUUCUGUGGAGGUUGAUGAAGAUUAUGAUGAGGAGGAAGAUGUAUUGAGCCCUUCUAAGAAGCGCCAUCUACACACCAGAUCAAUGGACAAAAGGCAAGUUGCCGCAACAGCUUCUGAAAAAUCUGAUAUUGGUGAUAGUAAAGGUAAUGAUGGCGAAAUAGAAGACGGUAUAUUGGAAGAAGAAGAGAGCUUAGAGAAGGAACUGAAUAGAGGUGGAGGAAAGGAGGUAGAGAAAAGUGAAGAAUCUUACUACGCCCAAAACGAUGUUGGACAGAAGGGGGAGGAAGAACAAGACGGGGAAUCUGGAGGCUAUGAAGAUAAUGAACCCAGUAUAAGUAAAGAGUCAGACGAAUUGGUCUCUGUGGUAAACGGUAACGGUAACGAAGAGGAUGAUGAAGUGGAGGCAACAAAAGAAAAUACAACAGAUUCUACUAGAAGUACUACGACUCGAAGCAAGAUGCUGUUAGAUUUGCUGGAAGAUGGUGGGUCUAAAAAGAAAUUAACAGAUGAAGAAAUCCAGCUGCGAAGAGCCGAAAAUGCACGUAAAAGGAAGAACCUUAGCGAGAAGAGACUGGAAGAGGAGAAGCAGGACACAAUCAAUAAGCUUUUGAAGAAAAGGGCCGGUAAGUCUAGGAGCCACUUGCCAAAUGAUGAUGAAAAGAAUGAUGGCUCUUCAAGUUUCGUGAAACCACGCAGGCCUUACAAUAGCGAGGGUAUGACAAGAAUUCUGCGGAGAUAUGAAGAAGACUUAUUUUGUACAUUUUAA
Saccharomyces cerevisiae S288C is the source of this 963-nucleotide messenger RNA. RefSeq names its product Ies2p (gene IES2). The transcript has a single exon. Gene Ontology annotation, cellular component: Ino80 complex; nucleus. Bases 1 to 963 code for a protein of 320 amino acids. Gene Ontology annotation, biological process: chromatin remodeling. The record is from RefSeq and is marked reviewed. Lineage: Eukaryota; Fungi; Ascomycota; Saccharomycetes; Saccharomycetales; Saccharomycetaceae.